AUGGGCAUAUUCAAAGCCCAACAUGUGGCCUCCACGGGUCUUGUCUCGAAUGUAAGCGCACCAUCGGAAUCUCCAACCUCGAACGAUGUCGAGAAAGAUGGAGGCACCGAGCUCAAAGAGUCACCCACGACCAUUGUCCGAAUAGACCCUGCACUGGAGAGGAGGGUCGUGCGCAAAAUCGACCUGCGUGUGACUCCACUCGUCACCUUCUUGUUCCUACUUUCAUUUCUCGACCGAUCGAAUAUCGGCAAUGCGCGUAUUGCUGGUAUGGAAGAUGACCUCGAUCUGACCGGCGAUCGAUAUGACUGGUUGUUGACGAUAUUCUACAUAUCAUAUAUUGUGUUCCAAUUCCAGGGUUUCAUGUGGAAGAUAGUAAAGCCACAUACUUGGGCUUGCUUUAUCACUCUUGCCUGGGGAAUUGUUGCAACCUGUCAAGCAGCCACCCAGUCGUGGGGAGGAGAGAUGGCCUUGCGAUUCCUGCUCGGUGCUGCCGAGGCGGGCUUCGGGCCGAGCAUUCCAUACCUGCUCAGUUUCUUCUAUCUCAGACACGAGCACGGUUUCCGCAGCGGCAUCUUCCUCGCAGCUGCUCCUCUCGCCAACACAUUCGCAGGAGCUCUGGCGUACGGAAUCACGAGUGGCCACCCAAGUAUUGCCAAAUGGAGGCUGCUCUUCCUUGUGGAAGGCAUUCCAACCAUCCUUGCUGCUCCUAUAGCGUGGUUCUACCUCCCCGACAGCCCGACCAGUGCUAGGUUCUUGACCGCGGAAGAAAAAGAGGUUGCGAGAGCAAGAGUCAUCAGGCAGCAUGGUCACCAAGAGGAAGGAAAACACCGCGUCAGUCUUAAGGAGAUCGGCGAAACACUGAUUGAUGCCAAAGCGUGGUUUACAGCGUUGAUGUACUUCUCGUGCAAUGUGUCGUAUUCGUCGUUACCGGUCUUCUUGCCCACGAUCCUCAAUCAAAUGGGCUUCUCCUCCAUCAACGCUCAAGGGUUGUCGGCCCCGCCAUAUUUCGUCUCCACCAUUGUCACGGUUUUGACAUGUUGGAUUGCGGACCGAACUCAACAACGGGGACUCAUGAUUGCCUUCCUCAGCUGUGUGGCCGGGAUCGGGUAUAUCCUUCUCGCGACGUGCACGGCGGUUGCCCCGAGGUAUUUCGGAACAUUCCUCUGUGCGUCCGGAGUGUUUCCCGCCAUCGCCAACAUUUUGCCGUGGGUGGUCAACAACCAGGGAAGCGAUAGUCGUCGUGGAAUGGGAAUAGUCCUCCUCAACCUGGUCGGGCAAUGUGGGCCACUUCUCGGAACUAGGAUAUUUCCUAAAUCCCAGGAGCCCCGCUACGUGGAAGGACAAAGUAUUUGUGCGGCAUUUAUGUUCUUCAAUGCAUUGCUGGCCCUGUCGUUGAGAACGCUUUUGGUGUGGGAGAACAAAAGGUUGGACAAGAAGUACGGAUCCCAGGGCGGUCCGGAGACGCAAAUGGCGACGGGUGGCAAGGCUGACGCGAAUGUGGGAGAGGAGAACUACGGGAGCACAUUCAGGUAUAUUCUCUAG
Molecule: messenger RNA, 1542 nt
Organism: Fonsecaea multimorphosa CBS 102226
Lineage: Eukaryota; Fungi; Ascomycota; Eurotiomycetes; Chaetothyriales; Herpotrichiellaceae
Exons: 6
Coding region: 1-1542 (513 amino acids)
Biological process (GO): transmembrane transport
Cellular component (GO): membrane
Molecular function (GO): transmembrane transporter activity
Source: RefSeq, a predicted model, not a curated record